AUGGCCCUUGCUGUAUUCGGCGGCGGGCCGCCCCCCUCGGCCGCCACCCUGGCAGCACUCGCGGCAGGCGGCGCCCUGCUGCUGCUGGUCGCGCGGGCGCUGCUGUCUUUCGUCACCGGCGUGCUGCGCCACCGCCGCAUCCCCGUCCCGGCGCCGCCAGAGUCCAGCCUGCUGCUGGGCCACGCCGGCACCCUCCUCGUAGACACCUCGCCCCUGAAGAUGGCCAAGUGGGUGCGCGAAUACGGACCCAUCAUAAAGGUCCGCAUUAUGAAUGACACAAUCGUGAUGCUCACGGACGCAGCAGCCAUCACGCGCCUGAACAGGCUCCCGGGAAUCUACAAGCCCAACCUGUACCGCGCCUUUGACCUGCCUAGCGCCCGCAACCCGAGCCUGUUCAGCGACGCUGGCUCGCCCUACCAAAAGGACGCCAAGGCCGAGUGCGGCCCCACCUCCUCCUUUGCAACUCGUCGUUCCGCGCAGGCGGUGCGUGCCGCCAUCGCGCCCUGCUUCAGCGUGUCCUCCCUAAAGAGGACGUUCCCCUGGCUGCAGCGCCUGUGCCAGCUGGCGGUGGCUGAGCUGGCAGCGGAGGGCCCGCGCGGCCCCGUUGACGUGAGCGAUCUGGCGGCGCGCCUCACGAGCGACACCAUAGGCGACGUGCUGCUGAGCAAGGACCUGGGCGCCAUGACACCGCAGCGCAGCGGCGCCCAGGAGGGCGGCGCUGGGGACGCCACCGACUACAUUGCGCUCGUGCGGCAGCUGCUGCUGGCCGUCCACGCGAAAAUGAACGACCCCUUCUACUCGCUGCGGCGGCUGACCGCCAAGGGGCGCGCGCACGAGGCGGCGUUUGCCGCGUGGGACUCUGUAAUGGACAGCAUUGCGCGCGACGUGCUGAAGACGACGCCCCCAGAGUACACACUGGCAGGCCACCUGCUGCGCGUCGUCGACCCCACCACGGGCAAACCCCUGACCCUGGACAAGCUCAAGGGGGAGCUCUCAAACCUGUACAUCGCCGGCUUUGAGACCACCUCCCACGCCAUCACCUGGACCCUGGGGCUGCUGGCCGCCCACCCGCAGCAGCAGGACGCCCUCGCGGCUGAGCUGGCGCGCGUCGGCCUCGCGCCCAGCGACGUGCACCCUGAGCCGCGCCCCUUUGAGUGGGGGGACCUCAGCCGUCUGCCGCUGCUCAACGCCACCAUCAAGGAGUCACUGCGCCUGUUUGCACCGGCGGCUGGUGGCAGCCUGCGUGCGCUGCCCUGUGACACCGAGAUCCUGGGCUACACGGUCCCCAAGGGCACCAUGGUGUCGCAGCCGCUGUUCUCCCUGGGCCGCGCCACCCGCAACUACGGGCAGGACGUUGACGAGUUCAAGCCCGAGCGCUGGAUCAGCGGCGGCGGCGACGACGGCGCGGCAGCGGACGGCGACAAGCCCAAAGCCGAGCUGCCCGACCCCCUGCCCUUCUCCGUGGGUCCGCGUGACUGCGUUGGCCGCGCCCUGGCGAUGCUGGAGCUGCAGGCUGUGCUGGCCACGCUGGUGGGGCGCUUCUCCUUCGCGCUGCCGCCAGGCGUGGAGGGCGAGGGCGUGGCGGUCCUGGAGGCGAUGGUGUGCUACCACAUCACACUGCAUGCGCGCAACGGCAUGCCGCUGCUGGUGACGCCGAGGGAGGCGUAA
Monoraphidium neglectum is the source of this 1668-nucleotide messenger RNA. RefSeq names its product Cytochrome P450 86A2. The record is from RefSeq and is a predicted model, not a curated record. The transcript is spliced from 11 exons. Bases 1 to 1668 code for a protein of 555 amino acids. NCBI's taxonomy places the organism in Eukaryota, Viridiplantae, Chlorophyta, Chlorophyceae, Sphaeropleales, Selenastraceae. Gene Ontology annotation, molecular function: oxidoreductase activity, acting on paired donors, with incorporation or reduction of molecular oxygen; heme binding; monooxygenase activity.